Drosophila ananassae is the source of this 478-nucleotide messenger RNA. RefSeq lists its product as uncharacterized. The record is from RefSeq and is a predicted model, not a curated record. NCBI's taxonomy places the organism in Eukaryota, Metazoa, Arthropoda, Insecta, Diptera, Drosophilidae.
UAAAGCAAAAAUCGAGUUACAUAUGCGCCGAGGCCCUGCGGGAGUCACUUCAGUGGAUCGGAGGGGUCAUCGAGGCAUCGAGGGGGCUGGACACCCAUGGGCUGCAGCGCAAGUGUGUUGUUGUAAGAUCGCCGCCCCUGUGAGACGAGCACAGCGCGCCAAUAUCACUCACACAAUCCCCAAACCUCCAGCAAAGUAAAUGAUCAAGCUCAGUUCCGCCCGCCGAAACGGCCAAAUGAGCUACGGUUUCAUUCCGCAGAAUUCCUUUGAGCUUUUGUUGUUGCUGCAGGAAGAGCCAGGAUCAUCUUUAUGGAAAACAAGCAAGCAACAAACAGGGCAUGAAAACCAAACAAAAAAAGGACUCAGAAAUCAUAAAGUGGUUCUGAACAAGUUAAAAAAGCGCAUAGGGGAAAAGGGAGGAGGAAGCCCAAACCCCAACUCAUUCAUAGCCAGAUGCUGGGAACAGUGGGCCAUAUAG